Molecule: messenger RNA, 1825 nt
Organism: Tachysurus fulvidraco (yellow catfish)
Lineage: Eukaryota; Metazoa; Chordata; Actinopteri; Siluriformes; Bagridae
Gene: cdr2b
Product: cerebellar degeneration-related protein 2b
Exons: 5
Coding region: 174-1340 (388 amino acids)
Source: RefSeq, a predicted model, not a curated record
CACAGCAUUAUCAGAGGUACAGAGAGCGCGCCACGUUGAUCUCCUCCUUCCUUCACUCCUCAGAGAGAGAGAGAGCGAGAGAGAAGGGAAACAUUGUGUGUUAAGUGUGAACAUCAUUUGUGCUGUUAGAAAUAGACGCUUGACUAGUGUAUCCCUUUGCUCUCUGAGAGAAGAUGCUUACAGACGUGAUAGUAGAGGAAGAAUUCGAGAAUAAAGAUGAAGAACAGUGGUAUGACCAUCGAGAUCUGGAGCAAGAUCUUCAUUUGGCUGCUGAGCUGGGCAAAAGCCUCCUGGAGAGGAAUCGUGAAUUGGAGGAUGGGUUUCAGCAGAUGUAUAACACUAACCAAGAGCAGCUACAGGAAAUCGAGCAUCUUUCGAAGCAGGUGGAAAUGCUCAGGUCGGUGAAUGAUCAGCAUGCUAAAGUCUCUGAGCAAUUAGAAGCCAAUGCAGGAGUCUUGGAGCAGAGAAACCAAAGACUCUCCCUGGAGAACCGCUCAGCCCAGCUUAAGAUCGAGAGGCUUACUGAGACCAUAAAUAUGCUGCAUGGUCAGGUGGAGGAGCUGCAGAGGGAAAUUGAGAACUUGACUCCAGAUCUUCAGGAGCAAUCAUCUAUCAGCCAAUCAGACAAGUAUCCAUCUAAUGAGAACACUGAAUGUGCGAGCACUCCCUUUCUAAAGGAAGAUGACUGGGAAAAAGAAGAGCACACGGCCCUUUUGCACUCGCUGCAGACCCAGCUGAAUUUAGAGCGAAGCCUAAGAGAGAUGGCUGAGCAAGAGGUCGAGGCUCUGGCCCGAGAGAUCAGCGAGCUGGAGCCACGUGCGACCCAGUUGGAAGGCUAUAAGGCACGUUUGGCUGAGGUGGAGGUUGAAGUUGAGGAGCUACGGCAGCUAGCGCGGUCAGACUCCGCUUCAUGCAUGCUGCCGGGUGUGCUGUUCUUCCCUGCAGAUGAGGAAGUGGGUGAGAUCUGGGAGACAAAGCAAGUGCAGAAGUGCUGCAACAUCCAGAGGCAGGUCCUGGAAGAUGACACUAAAGAUAAAGAGUUGAGAAAUGAAGAACUCACUGAUGCACAUUUAGAGACAGUGAAGAGCCACGGCAUGUCUCUGCUAAACGAGGUGGACGAUCAGUACAACGCCUUACAGAGAAAGUACAAUGCACUUCUGCGCCGUUACGAAGAUGGAUCGCGGUCGCAGUGUGACAAAGCGGUGCAGACGUCCACAGCCAAACAGGGGUCUCAAGUCUGCACUCAGCUGCCGGAAUAUAAAACACUGUUCAAUGAGAUUUUCACUUUUAUCCGAAAUAGCAAAAAGGACUUAGAGAUGAACAGGGCCAAGUCAAGUUAAAUUCAGUUUCACCUUCCAAAAAACUGUUAGAUUUGUCCUCUACAGAAAUUCCCAAAUCUCCCAGCAGGCAUCUGCUAUAAUAAGGCAGUGAGGAGACAGAAUGAAUGAAGUGGGAUUGCAAAGGAAUAAGGUUAUUAUAGGACAGACAGCAUAGCCAAACUUGAGCUUCACAUCUCACAUUUUAUUUCAGAUAUAGACCUAACUGAAAAUUAUUAUUUAAGUGUUUAAGCACUUUGCAUGACAAUUUGUGACCUUUUUUUGCACUUUUUUUUGCUUAUUAUUAUAUGUAUUGUUAAUCUUGUAGCAGCGCUGCCACAAAAAAGUUUACAGAAACAGAAUUAAAGUUACACUUUGACCUUUAAGAAAUUUUGCCUUUGUUUGAAUUGUACACGUCUCAUUAGCUCUUUCCCUGGGCUCGGAUAUCAGCUACGUAUACACACUUCUUCAUAAUCAUUGUGAAAACAGGACAAGUAAAGUAGCAAUUA